AUGGACGAAGAUUGUCAAUGCUCCUCUGGAAAGAUAAUCUUAUCAGUCUCUGCUGUUUGUGUCGGAUUCUGCCUAUAUUUAUACAGAUUUAAACAUAAACACGCCCUUAAACUUUUUUUACUUGCUGUUUUCUUAUCACUUUUAAUGUUUGGAUUGUAUUCGCUAUAUAAUAUUUUAAAGGGUGUUUGGGAAUUUGAUAACUCUAAAGGUGCUUAUCAGCAUCUUGUAAAGGAACUUAAGGUAGUAGAAAUGGACCUUAAAAAACUCGGAUUCCCUUUUGAGAAGUUUAAUAUAAACUUAAAAAGCUCAACUGAAGAGUAUUAAUGGUUAGAUGUGUAAAAUUUUAAAAUCAAAUUAAAUUUCUUAAUUUGGGCCA
This is a messenger RNA of Theileria parva strain Muguga, 376 nucleotides long. Its product is annotated as Dolichol-phosphate mannosyltransferase subunit 3 (DPM3) family protein. NCBI's taxonomy places the organism in Eukaryota, Apicomplexa, Aconoidasida, Piroplasmida, Theileriidae. The transcript is spliced from 3 exons. The record is from RefSeq and is a predicted model, not a curated record. The coding region runs from base 1 to 324 and encodes 107 amino acids.